Molecule: messenger RNA, 1225 nt
Organism: Culicoides brevitarsis
Lineage: Eukaryota; Metazoa; Arthropoda; Insecta; Diptera; Ceratopogonidae
Gene: mab-21
Product: protein mab-21
Exons: 2
Coding region: 125-1225 (366 amino acids)
Source: RefSeq, a predicted model, not a curated record
AUAAAAAUAAUAAUAAAAGUCACAUUAAUUACUCACGCGAGAAAAGUGCAAAUGAAAAAUUAAAAAAAAAAUUACAAAAAAAAAUUGAAAUAAUAAAAAAAAAUAAAAGCGAAAAAUUUCUGCGAUGAUGCUCGUGCCGCCAGAAAUGGUGCAACAAAAUACCAAAAUGGUCUAUCAAAUGAACAAAUAUUUCUCGGAGCGCGUUCAAAUCCGCAAAGCCCAAAUCCACAAAACGAUAAUGGAAGUUUGUCGCGUCGUGCAGGACGUCUUGAAGGAAGUCGAAGUGCAAGAACCGCGUUUCAUCUCGUCCCUCAACGACUACAACGGGCGCUUCGAUGGCUUGGAAGUCAUUUCGCCGACGGAAUUCGAAAUCGUAAUUUACUUGAAUCAAAUGGGAGUUCUCAAUUUUGUCGAUGACGGAACUUUGCCCGGAUGUGCAGUGCUCAAACUCAGCGAUGGUCGAAAACGCUCCAUGUCUUUGUGGGUAGAAUUCAUCACGGCAUCCGGAUAUUUGUCUGCUCGUAAAAUUCGAUCGCGAUUCCAAACGCUCGUCGCGCAGGCUUGUGACAAAUGCGCCUAUCGAGAUUCCGUGAAAAUGAUCGCCGACACGACAGAAGUCAAAUUGCGGAUACGAGAGAGGAUUAUUGUGCAAAUAACGCCAGCUUUCAAAUGUGCAGGAUUGUGGCCCAGAUCUGCAUCGCAUUGGCCCUUGCCACAAAUUCCAUGGCCUCAUCCGAAUAUCGUGGCGGAGGUAAAGACUGAGGGCUUUGAUAUGCUGUCGAAGGAGUGUAUCGCGCUGCAAGGCAAAAAUAGUGCAAUGGAAGGGGAUGCAUGGGUGCUGAGUUUCAUUGAAGCUGAAAAUAAAUUGUUGCAAGGAGGUAGCCGAAGGCGAUGCCUCAGUCUGCUCAAGACACUGCGUGACAGACAUUUAGAUCUUCCCGGCAAUCCCGUGACGUCAUAUGUGAUGAAAACCCUGUUACUCUACGAAUGCGAAAAGCAUCCGCGUGAACUCGAAUGGGACGAAUGCUGCAUCGCCGACCGGAUAAACGGCAUUUUCCUCCAACUCAUCUCGUGCUUGCAGUGUCGAAGGUGCCCGCAUUACUUCCUACCCAACAUGGAUCUGUUCAAGGGAAAAUCGCCCGGAGCUUUGGAAAAUGCCUCGAAGCAAGUUUGGCGCCUCACACGAAUUAUGUUGACGAAUUCGCGAUGCCUCGAGGAACUCUAA